AUGAGUGCAAUACUAUCAGCAGAUGAUCUUAAUGAUUUUAUAUCACCAGGUGUAGCAUGUAUUAAACCACUUACAGAGGAUAACUCCAAAGAUGAAAACACUACUUUUAAUGAAAAUGGAGAAGUUGAAAUUCAGAUCGAUGAUCAAGGGAAUCCAUUGGAAAUAUCACAAAUUGAUGGCAAACAAACAAAUCUUUCACCUGCACAAAUAUCCUUAUCUGAUUGUCUAGCAUGUUCAGGAUGUAUUACUUCAGCAGAAGAAGUUCUUGUUGCUCAACAUUCCCACCAAGAAUUGGUAAAUGCUUUGGAGAAUCGUGGUGACAGAGUUUUUGUGGCAAGUGUUUCUCAACAAUCUAGAGCAUCUUUAGCAUUAGCAUAUAAUUUAUCCAUGGAUGAUAUUGAUAAAUUGUUGAUUAAUUUGUUUAUUCACCAAAUGGGGUUCACAUAUGUUGUGGGGACAUCAUUGGGAAGAAAAUUAUCUUUGAUCAACGAGGCACAGAGUUUGAUUACCAAGAAGGAAAAUAAAGAAUUAAAUAACGGUCCAGUAUUAUCAUCUAUAUGUCCAGGUUGGGUUUUAUAUGCAGAAAAGACACAUCCUUAUGUGUUGCCACGAAUCUCAACGGUUAAAUCACCUCAACAAAUCACCGGGUGUUUAUUGAAAUCAUUAACUGCAUCGUCGUUACAAAUCCCCAAAUCAAAGGUAUACCAUGUGUCUAUCAUGCCAUGUUUCGAUAAGAAAUUAGAGAGUGCCAGACCAGAAAUCUAUGAUACUUCAGAGGAAUCUGUUCCAGAUGUCGAUUGUGUAUUGACAGCAAAAGAAUUAGUCACUUUGAUUGAAGAACAAUCUCCAAAGUAUCUGUUACUACCUGAAGAUAAGAUAUCAUCAAUUUUGCAAAUCAAUACACCAAUGAGUGAAAUUUAUCAACGUUGUGCUCCUCCAAAUUGGCCCUUUAUAGAAUAUUCAUGGUCAAAUGACCCAGGGUCUGCAUCUGGUGGGUAUGCAUAUAAUUAUUUGAAAAUAUUUCAAGAAAACUUACUCGUGAAAGGUGGUUAUGACGCGGAAAAGUUUAUGUUACAGACAAUUAAUGGAAGAAAUCCGGAUAUUUAUGAGUUACGAUUGAUGUAUAAUGGCGAGAAGUUGGCUAGUUCGGCUGUCGUUAAUGGAUUUAGGAAUAUUCAAAAUUUGGUUAGAAAGUUAAAACCAACCGCUGGAGGUAAAUCAACUGUUAAGUCAAAUCCACUUGCAGCAAGAAGAAGAGCUAGGAUUUCUACAAGAGAUAAAUCUGAUACUUCAGAAGAAACAGCCGACGCAUCUAAAGUUGAUUAUGUUGAAAUCAUGGCAUGUCCAAAUGGAUGUAUCAAUGGUGGUGGUCAGAUCAGUGCUCCUUCAACCAUCGCAGAGAAAGAAUGGAUCAGUGAGGCAUUGUCAAAGUAUAAUCAAGUCCCAAUGUUUGAUUUAAGCUUGCAUCCAAAUGACAUUGAACAGUUUAUAUUGUGGAGUAACUUGUUUGAACAGGAAAACAAUAUCAGUAAUGAUAGACUCUUCAAGACCCAUUUCAAUGCAGUUGAAAAGCCUACUGAUCCUGCUGCUAUCCUUGUAGGAUCAAAAUGGUAG
This is a messenger RNA of Candida tropicalis MYA-3404, 1614 nucleotides long. It is a transcript of the gene NAR1, whose product is annotated as Nar1p. The record is from RefSeq and is a predicted model, not a curated record. Gene Ontology annotation, molecular function: 4 iron, 4 sulfur cluster binding. Bases 1 to 1614 code for a protein of 537 amino acids. The transcript has a single exon. Gene Ontology annotation, biological process: iron-sulfur cluster assembly. Lineage: Eukaryota; Fungi; Ascomycota; Pichiomycetes; Serinales; Debaryomycetaceae. Gene Ontology annotation, cellular component: cytosolic [4Fe-4S] assembly targeting complex.